AUGGAAGUCAAUGUUUCCGCCUCAAAGCUUCAGAAUUCUUCGUUUUCGAUGUAUGAAGAGCAGGAAGGCAUUCUAACCCGUAAGAAGUCGAUAAAUGUUGGGCUCGGAGUUCCAUCAGUAAAUUGUGACAACAUUGCAAGUGGUUAUAAAAUUCAAGAUGCCACUUUACUUAGAGAUUGUAUCGCCUCAGCAGCAAUUUGCAGUUUCUGCCGCAAAUCUCAAUCAACUUUGCAACUUUUUCAGCGAGAUUAUCAGAGAGAAGGACUUGCUGAAUGUCUUUUUCUUAGAUGUUCAAAUUGUCAUCAUGAGACUGAGUUGAAAACAAGUAAGAGACUGGGAGGUGUUGGUGGAGGGGCUCAUGAAGUCAACAGGAGGUCGGUAUUGGCUUCUCAGAAACUUGGCCAGGCUGGGUUGGCUGACUUUUGUGCUAGAAUGAAUUUCUGUCCACCAGUGACCAAGAAAUCUUACAAUGAUCAUUUGAUCCAAAUUGAAAAGGCAGCUGUAGAACAUGCUAGAACUCAAAUGCAGGAUGCUGCUGGGAGGCUGUCGGAUCUGACAAAAAUAAACAUCCUAACAGCAUUGAAGAUGAAAAUGGAACCGAAGUGGCUAAAGUAG
Molecule: messenger RNA, 615 nt
Organism: Pocillopora meandrina
Lineage: Eukaryota; Metazoa; Cnidaria; Anthozoa; Scleractinia; Pocilloporidae
Source: the annotation of a GenBank genome assembly